This is a messenger RNA of Suncus etruscus (white-toothed pygmy shrew), 3357 nucleotides long. RefSeq names its product centrosomal protein 126 (gene CEP126). The coding region runs from base 61 to 3240 and encodes 1059 amino acids. NCBI's taxonomy places the organism in Eukaryota, Metazoa, Chordata, Mammalia, Eulipotyphla, Soricidae. The transcript has 11 exons. Gene Ontology annotation, biological process: non-motile cilium assembly; mitotic spindle organization; cytoplasmic microtubule organization. Gene Ontology annotation, cellular component: midbody; ciliary base; centrosome. The record is from RefSeq and is a predicted model, not a curated record.
CCCGGGCUCGGACCCGCUCCCGGACCCCGACUCGGACCCCGCCCCGGGCCCGCGCCAGAUAUGAAAAUACAUCUGGGGAAAAAUUUAGAGGAAGAACGCCAAAUAUUACUGCAGCAACAGAAGAUAUGUCGCAGCCGAGCACGUAAAUACUUUGUGGAGUCAAACCGGCGAAGAAAAGCUUUUGAAGAGAAACGAAAAGAACAAGAAGAAAGAGAAUACCAAAUCAGAGAGCAAAUACUUCAGCAAAGAAAACAGAAGUUUGAGGAAGUUACAGAAAAAUUCCAACGUGCUCAUAUUCCUUUUUCACAGCAGAGGAGAGCAGUUUUUCAAAAGUCAGUUCCUCCUCUAGAAGAGGCUCUCAAACAAAUUCAGGAAUCCAAUUUAAAAUCAGAAGUAAACCUUCCCUCUUCCCACAGACCAACAAUAAACUGGAGAGCUGUAGAUAAUGCCUUGCCCUUAUCCUUGUCAAAAAGUGAUCACAAGCAUCAGAAACCUCUCUUAUUCGACAUCACGUGUGAUCAAGAAAGGAAGGGAAACAGCGGGGAAAACCUGGCUGCUAAUAAAUAUGUGUUCCAGCUUAAACUGGAGGAGACUCAGAAACUCUUAGAAGAUCAGCAUCUAAGCAGUUUGCAAGAGUUUUGUCAUGAAGUGAAUCAGAUAACCAAUUCUGAAGUCCUGUCCAGUGUAGACAGUCUGGAGGCUGGGGACCAUGAAAAACCAUACUCACUGCUGAGCAAGGAAGCAGCCACCUCAGCCCAGAAGAAGUCUGUGGUCCCAGAAUCAGCAAAUCUACAGUCAACCAACCUUCACAAAAGGUGCUUUCGUCAAGACACGCUGUCAUUCUCUAAAGUUCAACACAUAAAUAAUUGGCUUACAAAUUUAGAUGCCCCAAGUCUUCAGACUGGCGUACCUUUCUCAGAUAUUUUAAGUCAACCCAGUGUUCUAGCUUCACAUGAAAGUUUUGAUAGUAAAGGGGAAAAUCCUUUUGAUCUGAACAGAACUAUGGAAGGAGUCACAAAUUCAGCUGAUAAUCCUGUAACCUUUGUAAGUGCUUCGCCCACAUUUGUCCAAGAUAACAAAAAGAAAAUUCCCUCUGAAACAAGCAAUGUGGGGGCAGUCAGCUCCUCCGCUGCAGCCUUCAGAAUGGAGAAGCCUCUAGUUACUAAGAGCCCGAGACUUGAAUUCCAGAAAGCCUGGAUCACUACAGAUUCUCUCCUCAAGGAAAUGCCUCCGUUUUCAGAUCACGAGAAAUAUUCUGAAUUAACUCAAGGAAAUGGACCGACUUCAUUUGUCCCUGCAGCAAAUCCUUUACUCUUGCCAUCUGAUACACAGCCAGCAAGGCUUUUACCAAAAAAAAGUGGAUUUAUAAACAUUAACACAGGACAGUGUUCUUUUAAAUUAGGGAAACCAAAAGAUGUUAAAAAAGAAAAACAAUAUUUGCAUUGCUAUAAGCAAAAGUUGCCUUUAUUUUCAGAUAUUUUUCAAGCUCCGUGUAUACCUCACAACUCUGUUGCAAAUAAUGAACAGAAAAUAGCUGAAACAUUAUCACCUGAUGUAAUUUCUAAUUCUGACUCGGGUGAUCAGCACAAGAAAAUACAAUACAGCAUUCAUGAAAGAAAUGGUAUAAUAUUUCUUAAAAGUAUUUUAAAAAAAGAAUCUAAAUAUGAACAUGAUUAUGUUAAGGCUCUAGUUUUAAACCAAGGUUUUAAAAUAGGUCAUAAAAAAGCUGCAGCUAUUAGAGAUAGUAUUGAAUUAACAAAAGAAAAAGGUGAUGGUACAGAAACUCUAAAGACCAUCAAAAAGCUCCGAUGGUUUGACGAAACUGGAAAUUCAGGAAAAAAUGUUGAAGGGAAUAAUUCACUAAAUAGAAUAGAAUUCCCUGAAGCGUGUUCUCAAACGCUCUAUACUGAAACCGUAAGUGAUUCUGCCGCCAUCGUAAUUCCAGGUAGUACUAUAAGUUCUGGUGAUGUCAAAAAGCCAAAGGAUGAUUCUGUCUCAGAAAAUGUCCCCAGUUUAAAAGGAUUUGGAACAGCCCAAGUAUCUUUGAAAUGUUUUAUUCCUUCAGGUUAUAAGUUCGCUAAACAGGCCUGGCUAGCCUCAGAAAAAGAGGACAGUCCAUCCCCUGCCCCCAGUGGUGGUUCUAGAGCUCAGAGGGUUGGCCCGCAAAGAGGUGGAGUGAAAGUCAUCAGAAGAACAAGGCCUGCUAAAGUCCAGGCAGGCUCCAUGCAUCCAAAUAGAAAAGGCACUGUCAUUCGACCACAGUCUACAUGCAAAGCCAACAUGCUUUUACAAGCUCCGAGUAAACCUUUUAUACCUCAUCCUCCUUCUCAGCCUCCACCAAAUAUUAGAAGUGGUAAAAAAUUUCAAGUGUUUCAGUGUCAGCCAAGAAUGCCUGAAGAGACUCAAAAUAUUGCAAGUAACUGUUUUAAUCCCAAAUAUUCACUUCCAACAGAACACAAAUUGAGUCAGAAAAGUGACCUCCCGUUCUCAGCUGUUUGUUCUGAGCUAGCUACUGUGAUGUCAUCUCAGACAGGUUACUCGGAAGGCCAAACCUUAGCAACAAGAAAUCAUUUCAUUGGCACUCAGAUGGGUACUCAGCAAAAUGGGACAUUCUACUGUACCCAGAGAUGUCCUGGUGGUGAAGAAACUCAAGAGACUGUUACCCUGGGGACAAAGCAACAUAAUAUUCUAGAUAAAAAUGGAAAAACUGCUGAUUCUGCUGCUAUCAGAGGAAAACAAAAGGCUGAAAAUAAGCGGAGAAUUCUUUUAGAGCAGAAAAGACAAAAUCCUAGAUCUGUAGAACAAAGGUUCUGUGAACAGAUAAAUAAUUUUUGGACCAAACUAACCAGCCUAAGAUCAAAUGAGCCAAAACAAAGUAGAAGUGCUUCUCACAUUGAUCAAGUUUCAGAAAGUACUUGUGAAUUUCUAAUGGCUGAACACCUAGUAAAAGCUUCAAUGGCCAAAGAUCAAAUUCUAACUGUGCUAAAUAACAAGCAAGAACAGAAACCAAAUCUGAGUUUAAAUGAGACACAGAAAUUCGGCCUCUGUGCACUUUCAGCUGAAGAACAGAAGGUUCUACAAGCACUUGAUCAUAUCAAUAAAAGAUUACACUAUGUACAAGAAACUAUUUGCAAAAAUCCAUCCAUCAAAAAUACAUUAAAAACAAUGCCACUUCUUAACAACCAUCCCAAGACCAACUUAUCUCCAGAUAUUGGAUCCAGACUGCAGCGAAAGUACUGAUGAAAUGUACUAGUUACUACUAGAUGCACUUACUUGAGAAUCCUAUAAAUGUUUAUUUUUUAAAUUUAUGAUUUUAAGCACAAUAACCAUAAAGUGAAAGUAAAUCAUAACAUGAGU